Sarcophilus harrisii (Tasmanian devil) is the source of this 2156-nucleotide messenger RNA. RefSeq lists its product as uncharacterized. The record is from RefSeq and is a predicted model, not a curated record. The transcript has 3 exons. NCBI's taxonomy places the organism in Eukaryota, Metazoa, Chordata, Mammalia, Dasyuromorphia, Dasyuridae. Bases 1 to 918 code for a protein of 305 amino acids.
AUGAUCUCCAAAGUUCCUUAUCUUCUUCCACCGGCCGGCUUCGACGCAAGGGAUUACUCUGAGCUAGACGCGGUGGUCAGCCUUGCGGUGGGUGAUUCCUACCUGGGCUCAAAGCUGAGGAAACCUCUCUGGGCGGCCGGGAGAGGACAGGACCCACCCGGGUCCUUCCUGCUCCGUCCCCAGCAGGCUCCUUUCGAACCGCAUCGAGGAGAUGGACAAGAGCCCAAAGCUCAUUCCUUGCUUCCCCCGGGCCGCCUUCCCCGAGGCUUUGCGCCUCUCAGCCUCCUCCUCCUCCUCCUCCUCCUCCUCCUCCUCCUCCUCCUCCUCGAGGAGACGGGUGUCCUGGAGAAAGGGAGCGCCCAGGCCGGGACACCCGGGAGCCCAAGCGCGGUGGCGGUGGGGCUUGGACCACCCUGGCCCGGGGUCACCGCAGCCUCUCUCUCCCGGAACGCGCGCACCCUCCGGGCCAGGGCAGGGGCUAGAGCGGCUUCUGUGUUUAUUCCAGGCAUUAUUCUGGCCCUGAGGGGAGGGGAAGGGGGGGGGGGGUCUGAAACCGAGAAGCCUUGGCUUCCUCCACAGCUCUUCUCCGUAGCCCUUCACCCAUCUCCCCCUGCACCCCCCACCCCCCGGGCCCGGGUUAUCAGCCCCAGCCUGGCCUCUGCCAGAGCUCCAGCCGGCCCUCGGGCGCUCCAGUCUGUCCCCUCCCUUCCAGUUCCAUCCUGCAGCUCCGGGCAGUGGAGAGCAGCUGGACUCCCGCCCACCCUGCUCCCUCGGCACGAUGUUCAGUCUUUCUUACACGUUGCAGUAUUUUCACGGGCCCGAAUAAUGCAUCUUAUCGAGUCUUCUGAACCAUCGAAUCGGAGCCUCUUUUCCUUCCUAGAGAAGACCACACCAGUCAUUUCUAAAAUCCUGAGAUGAGCAAAGUGAUUUCCGUAAGAAGCAGCAGAGUCAUGUAGCGAUUUCAAAUGUCAACUUCAGGCUGUUGAAGAAAAACAGCUCCCUUCACACUCCCCUCGCCCUCCCAAACAUCGAGUUUCCACCACCUGAAUGCAACCCGGGGGCGGCAGGACCCCCGGUUGGGCCUAGCUGCAGCUGGGGAGAUUUUCUUGGGAAUUCUAUCUGGCAUCUUUAAGCAGGGGAGAUGGGGUGGGAAGGGGAGGCAGUUGGGCAGUAUGAAAAAACGGGGGAGGGGGAGGGAAAUUGAUUAAGCUUUAUUUUAAAUUGAGCAGGGUCCUUCCUGACUAGAGGAUUACCUCCUGGAGGAAGGACCUAGAAUCCUUAACCAUUUUCUUUAGAUUAGAAAACAAGUAGCUCAUUCAAAUGCUGUCAAUUUACUCAGACAGAAAUAGUCCAAGAGAAGGUGAUUUGUAUGCUGGAUAUUUGUCCUUCAGAGCAAAGGCCAGUGAUGCUUUGGCCAUAUAAACAUAAAUCCAUUUCCACUUCUGUGUCGGUCUGUUCCUUUGAGGGAUGUCUGUGUGUGUGUGUGUGUGUGUGUGUGUGUGUGUGUGUGUGUGGUGUAGUAGGGGCAUUAGUUUAAUUUCAUUUGGGGUGUUGUAUAGGGGUGCAUUCGUUUAUUUUAAUUUGCUGGAGUGUUAGAAGUGACCUACUUUGAUAUGGCUGAGCAUAUAGGGAGUGGGAUGGAGCCGAUUGCUUUGCUUUAAGACUGUGCCUUGGGUUGCUAGGUCAGAAUGAUUAAAAGCUUUCUCCUUGUGAUUUUUACACUCAUGGAUAAUCAGUGACUCAGACCUAUUUGCCUGCUCUCACCUCCAACUGUAUUCAGGAAACCAUCUAGCAGAAUGGUGCUGUGCUUUAUUAAAGCUUAACAUGUUUUUCAGAGGAGAGGGGAUUUUUUUUUUUUUACUUCCAGGAUGGAAGGUGAACUCCAUUCCAUUGGGGGAUGGAGGGGAAAUUUCCCACAGACCAUCCUUCUAACUUAGGUGAAUGCUGGUAUUAGAAGAACAAUUCGUUUCAUAUAAUGAAGAGCUCCACAGACAAACGCUUUGGGAGAGUGAGAAAAAAAAAAAUCCAUGGAAACAAACACACUCUGGCCAGUUGCAGAGGUUUAUUUUCUAAAGAAAAGUAGUCCUGUUUAUGGGCCAGAUUCUUUUCUUUAGCACAGCUUGGCACACAGUUAAGUGUUUAAUAAGUACUUGUUG